Messenger RNA from Exaiptasia diaphana, 1213 nucleotides. Its product is annotated as ficolin-2. NCBI's taxonomy places the organism in Eukaryota, Metazoa, Cnidaria, Anthozoa, Actiniaria, Aiptasiidae. The coding region runs from base 1 to 1038 and encodes 345 amino acids. The transcript has 2 exons. The record is from RefSeq and is a predicted model, not a curated record.
AUGGUGAAAAAAGUCGCUACUAUGCACUCUUCGUCAGCGUUCACCAUCGUGGCUUCACUAGCGAUGCUGCUUUUGUGUUUUGGAGAAUUUGUGCGUAUUGAGAUCGUCUUAAAAAGGCAAACGAAUCGGCUUGAUGAAUUUGAGAAGUUAACAACCUCAACACAACGUGACAGGAAUACCGCAAGUAUUGAUGAUCGCCAUUCUUCAAAAUAUAAUCAAGAAUUUGUGAAUAUGAAGCUAAUGCUAUAUGCUCAAACCUCAAAAAUAAAGAAGCAUGAAGUAAGAGAUGGCUCUUUGAUCCUCAAAGAUUUUACGACAACAGAUUCGGGUGUGUACAUUUGUAGUGCAACAAGUCCUGGUAUUUCCCACAAAGAAUCAAGAUCUACUAUCAAGGUUCCUUUUAAAGAUUGUUCGGAAAUCUUCCAAUCAGGAGAGAGACGUAACGGCGAAUACACAGUGAAUCCUGACAACCAAGGUAGCUUCCAAGUGUACUGUGACAUGACAACUGACGGUGGGGGGUGGACUGUGUUUCAACGUCGUAAAGACGGAUCGGUCGAUUUUUAUCUCAAUUGGCAGCAAUACAAAACAGGUUUUGGCAACCUGAAUGGCGAGUUUUGGUUGGGUAACGAUUACAUCCAUCGACUGACAGCAAGGACACCAUCAAGUCUUCGCGUGGAAAUCGGGGACUGGGACGGAUCUUGGAAGUAUGCCAAAUAUGGUAGCUUUAGUGUUGGUGCUGAAUCAGACAAGUACAGGUUGAGUUUUGUCGGGUAUUCGGGAUCAGCUGGAGACUCAAUGACAUUUAACAACAGGGCUUUUACAACCAAAGAUAGAGAUAACGAUGGUGAUCCAGGCGGUAAUUGUGCAGUUCAGCGUACCGGUGCGUGGUGGUAUGGAAACUGUGCAACGUCUAAUCUUAAUGGAAAGUAUUUAGGAAACGUAGUUAAGAAGGGUGGUUUAUAUUGGUACCAUUACAAACGUAACUGGCAGUCUUUUAAAACAAGUGAAAUGAAGCUUCGACCUCAAAACCAUAAAUAAGUAGAUCAUUGUCAUGGAAUGAUAGACUCUGAACCUUUUGCGUCACUGCUUGAUUUGCAAUGCAUUGUGGGAUAAGUUUCUAGAGACAACAGAAAAAAUCCACUAUGUUACGUUCUAACCCAAUCCUGCAAUGUAUUCUUUAUAUGGUAUACGUACGUAACGUAAAGGCUUCAGA